GCUGCCGGCAUCGGCGCGACGCGACGAUCUUACGAAUUAAUCUGACUAAACGUAUUGAUAAAAUGAUAAGCGAUAUCGUGAUAACAUUAGUUAAAUUACUGACUUAGUCGUUGUCCAUAGAAAACAAAACUUACGAUUUACGAAUCUAAUAAAUCAAAUCGCCAGUCAUCAAUUCAUCACAUUACUACACAAAGAUGGAUCUUUUGAGCAGACAAGGACUGAGGACGGACGGUAGGAGGCCUGGUGAGUUGCGCAGGAUUCGUUGUAAGAUGGGUGUUUUCAAUCAACCAGAUGGUAGUGCUUAUUUAGAACAGGGCAACACAAAAGUUGUCGCAGCCAUCUACGGACCACACGAAAUUCGAACCAAUAGAUCUAAAGCUCCCAACAAUUGUGCGGUGAUCAACUGUCAAUAUAGUAUGGCCACAUUCAGUAGGAGUGAACGUAAACGGCGACCUAGAGACAACAAAUCUGCUGAGCUCACUUUGCAUCUCAAACAAGCUAUGGCUACAGCAAUCAAAACUGAACUUUAUCCUAAAUCUCAGAUUGAUAUUUUUGUCCAGGUUUUACAAUCAGACGGUGGAAAUUAUAGUGUAUGCGUUAACGCAGCUACAUUAGCCCUGAUAGAUGCUGGAAUUGCUAUGGAAGAAUUUGUAAUUUCUUGUACAUCAAGUUUGGCCAAUGGAGAAACACCAUUGGUGGAUAUUAGUCAUCUAGAAGAGACAAUGGGUGGACCCAGUCUGACUGUUGCAAUAUUGCCAAUAUCUGGAAAGAUUGCUAUGCUAGAAACGUCACAAAGAAUUCACAUCAAUCAUUUAGAACCUGUGCUAUCAGAAGCUAUUCGAGGGUGUCGCUAUAUAUAUGAAAAUUUGAAUAAAAUCAUAAAGAAACAUUAUGAAGAAAUUGGCGGUGCUUCAAAUUGGGGAACUGAGGAAUACAAUAUUUAACUUACAAAUGCUUGACUGACAUAAAAAUUGCAUGUUAAUACUUGAUGUAUUGUUAUAUAUUUUUGUAUUUUUUUUAUUGAAUGUAAAAAUGUGUAUAAUAAAUUGUUUUUUAUGA
This is a messenger RNA of Melanaphis sacchari, 1059 nucleotides long. RefSeq names its product exosome complex component RRP41 (gene Ski6). The transcript is spliced from 4 exons. Gene Ontology annotation, biological process: rRNA catabolic process; nuclear mRNA surveillance; poly(A)-dependent snoRNA 3'-end processing. Bases 195 to 944 code for a protein of 249 amino acids. Gene Ontology annotation, cellular component: cytoplasmic exosome (RNase complex); nuclear exosome (RNase complex); nucleolus. The record is from RefSeq and is a predicted model, not a curated record. NCBI's taxonomy places the organism in Eukaryota, Metazoa, Arthropoda, Insecta, Hemiptera, Aphididae.